Cephus cinctus (wheat stem sawfly) is the source of this 7384-nucleotide messenger RNA. Its product is annotated as homeobox protein PKNOX2. Gene Ontology annotation, biological process: regulation of transcription by RNA polymerase II. The transcript is spliced from 8 exons. The record is from RefSeq and is a predicted model, not a curated record. NCBI's taxonomy places the organism in Eukaryota, Metazoa, Arthropoda, Insecta, Hymenoptera, Cephidae. Bases 643 to 2073 code for a protein of 476 amino acids. Gene Ontology annotation, molecular function: DNA-binding transcription factor activity, RNA polymerase II-specific; RNA polymerase II cis-regulatory region sequence-specific DNA binding.
UGUGUGCUGCCACCUAAAGUGAGAAGGAGGAAACAUGUUGAGAUGCUUCGGCGAAAAGUAUUGAGUCAAUGACGUCACAAAAGACGAGACAGUGGAAGGAGUAGACGGUAGACGGUGCGUUGAAAAAUGUCCGAUUAUUUUAAUUUAUCGUCGGCGUAAAUAGUCGUAAACAGACACGGAGUAUGGUGCUGUUAAAGUGAUUUAUCCAUUAGUUAUUCUGAACGAAUAUCACAGUUACACGUGGACAAUAUCGAAGUAAACGAAGGGUCAAGCGGAUCGAGGAAAAGUUGGAAAAAAUAAAACAAGUGGAGGCGUGUUGUGUUGUUCGUAAGGGAACCGUCGAGAUCAGGCAUCGUAGUACGAUUGGUUUCUCCCUUGCGACCUGGGCCUACAUUUUCGUCGGUUACCUGAAGGGGAUACCUGCUGCUGUCGCUACUACUCUGUUGCUCCUAACGCCACCGUUGACGCCGCCUCCUUCGUUCUACCGACCGAAUGAUAUGUAAAUCCUACAAUCAUUUAUUGGAGCACCAAUCAAGAAGGAGACGGUGUUAGACUCUAGAGGAUAUUAUCGGCGGAGGAGAGGAUUCUACAGGCCCUGAAGGACCUGAAAAACAAUGGAGGGUCUAAGGGUGGAAUGAUAGGAUGCAAGAGGGUAGCACCGCCGUGGCGCUAGCGAUGGUGACUCCUGGUUACGAUCAGGACCCUGCGAGCGGGGUAGCCGAUUAUACUACCCAUCAGGACCAGGCACAAUUUGAAGCGGAUAAACGUGCCGUUUACAAGCAUCCCUUGUUUCCCCUGCUGGCGUUACUCUUCGAAAGAUGCGAGCAGGCCACGCAAAGUUCGGACAAUUCUACGUCCGAAAGCUUCAACAUGGAUAUACAGGCUUUCGUCCAACAUCAAGAAAGAGACCGAAAGCCUUUUCUAAUCAAUGACCCAGAGAUUGACGGCUUGAUGAUAAAAGCCAUACAGGUGUUGCGAAUUCAUCUGCUGGAAUUGGAGAAGGUCCAGGAAUUGUGCAAAGACUUUUGCAACAGGUACAUCUCGUGCCUGAAAGGAAAGAUGCAGAGCGAAAAUUUACUUCGGAGCGAUUACAGCCAUCAGGGCCACGACAUGGGUCCAUCCAGUGGCAGCAAUGGAAGCAGCCCACUGCAGGUGCUGUCAUCUACAGGCAAUGAUGUUGAGUCGGGAGCUAACGGACUCCGAGUGAGCAGAGGUGACUUGCUGACGGAGAACGGUGCUGCUAGCCUGGUGGGCAUCCAUGGGGAGGCUGGGACCGAUCGACCCUCCUCUGCCCGGUCUUCUACAACGACACAACACUCGAUCCGGUCCAGCAGCCAAGACCAUGACGAUCCACCGUCACCAUCCACGGUUCACGGAAGUACCCCUCUUUCGCAAAUUGGGGCUCAUCCUUGUGCAUCUGUUAACGAUAUGUAUCUCGGUCAAGAUGAUAUGGAUAUGGUGAAUACCGCAGAUAGAAUAUAUUUGGAAGAAGCUGGAUACUGGGGUCUCCUUGCACUGCAAGAGCGCGAAAACUCAUUGGUGGAUAUUCAAGAUUCAGUCGAUGAACCGUAUCUUGAUAUUACUGUUGCAGGCUCUCCUUCGCCAGCUCCGAGCGAGGACGAGGACGAAGGUCUGGGCACUGCUACUGGUCAUGGCGGUGGCCACGGAGGUGUUCGGAAAGGAAGACAAAAGCGUGGCGUCCUGCCCAAACAAGCCACUACCAUUAUGCGUUCCUGGCUCUUUCAACAUUUAGUUCAUCCAUAUCCCACGGAGGACGAGAAGCGCCAAAUUGCAAGUCAGACGAACCUCACGCUUCUCCAAGUGAAUAACUGGUUUAUAAAUGCUCGACGACGAAUUCUACAACCAAUGCUGGAUGGUGCCGGUGCCGAGGCUAUACCGCGUGCCGGGAAACGGCACAAGGUUAAUAAACAAGUAGCACAACAUCAGCAACUGCAGCAACAGCAAGGUUGGCAGUCCGAGGAUUCGGGAAGUGAUUCGGGUUCCAGCGACGGUGAGGGAGGUGCCGACAGAUCUAAGGACGGUAACGAUAGCGAUGAAGAUGACCUUCACUGACCUCUGUCGAUGACCGAAACGUCAACCUCUUUGCGGUACCUUCAAACUCAGUUGCUCAUUACAGUAUUAAGGUAUUCGAGGUUAGAUUUCGCUUUAACUGUCAAAUACGUAAUUAUUCUCGCGAAAAUCAGGGAUACAUGGGUAGAGGUUAUUACGCUCUUGUGCUGUCGUCGAGAACGAUACUUCUCCGCUUCCUUGUCAUUGUGCGAAUGGGAUUGUCUUUCAAAGUUCGUUUUGCAGCGAGACGUUAACUCGCCGCGAUUUUACGUGUACACGGUGUUCCCGGUGAUAAAUGUCAACGGCGAAUCUUAUUCCCAGGUGCAAGAAUAUACAUUCGACGUAAAUAUUGUCGAUAUAUGCGUAUCGUAGAAAGAAGUCUGUUAAGGAGAUAUUGAGUGGGGAAUAAUCGGAGUUCAUGUAAACGUAGUGUAAUCGAGAGUGUGCCCCGACUAUUUUCACAGGAUUCACCUUGUUCCAAAUGACGUCCGACGGAUGAUGUGUACAUUGUUAAUUUGAGAUUGAAAAGAAGCUAUAAAUAAAAUUAAAUUUCAAAAUUAUGCUCGUGACGUUUAUAUCAUUUCGACGGUAAACUCUCUGUGUGCGCUCAUUUUUAACGCGAGGAUUUUCGCGAAUGCAUUACUACUUCACCCGUUGACCAUCGGCUAGUCAUUGAUGCGCAGAUUCUUCUUUUUUUAUUAUUAAAAAAAUGCAUGUUACAUUAUUUCGUUAUAGCCGUACGUACUCUCUGUAUUUAUUGUAGCUCACUUCUCAAUUCCACGAUCGACUCUGGGAUUCGUAAUUCUAUUAAUUUUCAGUUCUACGUCAUCGCUUGUCGAUUAAAAUUUCAAACUCGAUUACGUAAAUGAAUCUAAAUAAUUAAUGUAAUUUAAAAAAUAAUUUCCUUUCAUUGCUCCGGGUAAUGUCCGAAACACUAAACUGUGCGACUGAGUGAUUCCCGUAAUUCUUCGAUUAGCAACUAACUUAUUGUAUCGGAAGUGUGUGUUGGCAAAGAAUUUCCUGUGAAACAGUUAAAUUGACAUACUGAAAGAACUGUGUUUAUCAAAGGCGCUACUGAUAUUAUGCGCAACGCGUUUAAGCAAAGCUUACAUGAUUUCCUGGAUUAAGCAAUUGUUAUUAAUAUGCAAAUGACACUAUUUUAAAAACAUUGGUAAUUAUUUAUUUUGAAUGACACAAUUUGGCUAACUUUGAGGUAGCCACUCCUUCGUUCUCACUGAAAUAUGUACAAAGUGUCCUACUCUUCGUUUAUCAUUUAAGGAGCAAUUACUUUUAUGAAAUAGAACUCUUUGAAGUUUUCACUUAUCCGCUUCAUUCAUCACGCAAGUAGCGACGUUACUUUUUCUCAUUUUAAUUAUUUGUACAAAGUACUUCGUCUUUCUAGGUCAACAUCGAAUCGAACGGUCAUUCGUAAUUCACAUUUCCUCAUGUGCGAUUAAAAAAAAAAAUGUACCAGCAAUCGAGAAGUAAUUGCAAGCAAUGUGUAUAUAUAUUUUCGAAGCCUAAAAUGCGCUUGCUAAACACUAAAUGAUACUGGAGAUUCCAAUUGAAUUGCAUUAAAAUUGAUCGAUUAGCGUCGUACCGAAUGAAUCCUAUUAUUAAUAAUAACGAAACUCUAAAGAUUUGAACAAAUCAUAAUCGUUACGUUACAGUUUCUCUGUUUUGUGCCAUUGAAGAGCGUGGUAACUUCCACGCGUAGUCUUUGUUCAGCUCUGCAUCGUCGUGACGUAGCGAAGUGCUGUCCCUCCAAGAUAAUAAUAUUAAUAAUAACAAUAAUAUAAUACACUACUUAAAUUAAAAUAUAUAUAAUGAUUAUAUUUUUAAACUCUAAGUGUCGUCUCUGUGCGUGUACCGCAGCUUGCGGGCUGGUACUGCUGUACAUAUAUUACAUACGGAACUAUUACUAAGUAAUAAAGUUAAAGGAUAAUUAUUAAUAAUUUUUAAGACUAAAAGAAACAAUACUAUAGCCCACUGUAACUGAUAAUUGAUCAAACACGACAUGAGACGCACAUGCCAUUCCUAGGGGAUAACCAUAUAAAUACGUUUACGCUGUCUACGUAAGAUCUUCACGUUUCGCAAACGUAUUUCUGUCACGUUUACUCGUAGGCUGUAGGGAGCAGAAUGCUGGGUAUUAAAAUACGCCAAUCAAAUUGUAUUACUUGAUAAAAGCUGUAACGCGAAACAAGACUCCGAACGCGAGAGAGAGCGUGUCGUAAAUGUAUAUGCGUAAGACUGAAACGUUUUCGCUUGUAAAGUCCCGAAUGAAGCAUUACUUUCUUGGGUAUUGGCUUCGACAAUUUGAAAAUUCAAAAAUAUUUUCAAUCUUUUUCAAGCAACUAGCGAAUCCCCGCGUGCGCAACAUCGCACUCUAAUCGUGUCCUAUAAAAUCAUACUAUAUUAUUACAUUAAGAGUCUGGAUACUAAUGUCACUUGUACACCAUGUGCCGUCCAUCGUAUCGUCGAUGAUUCCUUUUUUGUUUUUCUUUAUUUUUUGCGCGAUCACGAAUUUGUAGACUUAUUAAAAUUAGCCAUUGACCAUUAAUUAAUUUAUAUUCCUUUAAGAUAACUUGUUUGACGUCCGAGAAGAACUUUUUUAAUAAAUUUACGAACAUUCUCUUAUCAAUUAAUGGAAACGGUUAUGAUGCUGAAAUUCAUGGUCGUGUAUUGGAUUCGUGCUAUUAAAAUUAUAAUUGAAAAAGUAAUACUUGCCUAUGACAGUAAAUUUACUAAUUAGCCAAUGUGUCACAUUGAAACACGUGCUCAAAUUUUGUCCUAUCGGUUUUACCGUAUGAAAGGACUUUUCCACGUAUUUUUCUUCAAAGUAGAUCUUGGCGCAGCAGAAUACAAUUUUGCGAAAAGUAAUUGCCUUUCAUGAGUCCGCAUUGCUGCACGCGACAAACACAAGACAGACAGUCGACUCAGAAACUUCUAUCGAGCGUUCGUAAAUUCCAUUUUAAGUGUAAAAAAUUAAUUUUUUGCAAUGCUGUACGGAAAGUAUACAGUUUGUGCACCAAAACGAAAGCUCAGUUUUCUGCCCUUGUAGUGUAAUAUACUAUUACCGUAAGCACUUUUAUAAGUUUCUCACAAUGAUACUCAAAAUUAAAUGAGGCGCUUCCAUUAUUUUCUCCUAAGGCAAAUUAUCUGCUUUAAGUUCUCAUCUGCGAUGCGUAAUUCCUAUAUAUGUAAAAUAUUGGCAACCUACUAUUUUCUUUCCUUUUCAAGCACUUUGUGAUUCAUUAAAGUUGGCAUCAAUGGCAAAAUUCGAAGUGCGAUUUCAGGGAUGCGUUUUGUAGCAUCUUUAAAUCAGCGCCAAGAAAUAUCCUUUCGGUUUAGCUGCUUCGAAAUGAGAUUUUUAGUGUCGUACCAAGAAAAGCGAUAAGGAUAUAUAAAGAGAAAAAGAAAAAUGGAAAAAAGCUCGGUAUCACCAAUUCGAGACAGCCGACGCAGCAGUAUAGCUCCCAUGUAUGGUGCUACGAGAGAGGUAUAAUCGUGCAUUCGUGAAUUUAGCACCUUUCUGAUAUUAUUUUUAUCCGAAAAAAUUGGGAGAAAAAAAUACGUCCCAAAACCCGUAAAGAAUAUUCAGAAUUUGUGUGAGCAUGCGCGUGUUUUCAAAGCUACGUACGACAGCAAUAAUAAGAGACAGACUUCUCAGCGAGUACGGCUAACCGAAUGUAGUCGUAUUGUUAAACGUAUAAAAGCGCUAUAAUACGGGACUAUACUGUAGUUUAAUUAACUAAUAAUUAAGAAUUUAAAAUGACUUAGGAAUAAGAAGUAGGUUGUAAGGCUGAACCACGUAUACGUAUGUGCUGCGGCACCAGACAACUGUGAUAGCUCGGUGGGCGGUGCCCAGCCUCCUACAUCAUACAUCAUAUACUUGAUUACUAUGAAAUACUUAAAGUUGAUCAAAAAAAUAAAAAAUGAAAUGGUAUGAUACUAAUGACUCAAUAAGGACGUAAUUAAUUCGUUAAUGAAGGAAUUAAUUGCGCACCAAAUUCAUGCGCCAUACCAAGGAAACCUACAACACUGUUCAUAUACACGUGCAUAGAAUAAUUUCAUGUGCACAUUGUGUGUUUCCUUAGUAAAUACAAAAGAAUAUUUCGUCCUUGCAUGCACGUGCAUACGUAGGGAUCGCGACACAUGUGUACGAACUUAUGGGUAAUUCACUCAUUUUACACGGUACUGAUUGGGUUCGGUUUAACGUGAGAGUAUUACCUAAAAAUGUCAUUUAUUAACGACGAGAUAGAAAUGGACCGGAAAUACUCAUACGAGGGAAUCGUAGUGCUAGAUAAAUCUGUUCGUAUAAGUUCAACGAAGAAUUUUUUGUUUUUUUAUCCUAAAUAUUUUGUUCACAAUUCGUUUCGAUCAUUUUUUGUUUUCCCUUCAGUUUGAUGACGUUACGUGUACCUGAUAUGAGAUUUAUAUCAAUGCAACUGUUGUUUCUCGAGUCCUUGUAUUAUUGACCUUCGUUGUACUUGACGUUAAAAUUACAUUGAUCGUCGUGAAAAAGAUAAAUUUUCUAUUCACGCGAAAUUGUAUAUUAAAUUCUGGAGCAUUUCUAUCUCAAAUUCAAUUUUUAAGUCAUAAGCUAAACGUACUAUACAUUAGUUACGUGCAUCGCAUACUGAACGAACAUAAACGAAUGAAUUGAAUACUUCUCUCUCGUGUACAUCUACGCUCUGUUAAUUAAGUUUUAUUGAUAAUAAAUGCCAUCACGCUUGCUAAACAUAUUUCGCACCUUUCUCGUAAUAUCAAGCUGUCUGUCCGUAGAAUUCUUGGGCGAGGUUCGAGAAAAGUGCAUUUUUCGAACAAUUAAAAGACUGUAGGAGGAAUGCUGAUUGCGUUUUCGCAUCAUGCAAUUCAUUGUCUGCAUGCUGAAUUUUCUAUGUGUUUAUGUACAAUUUCAAACGUGGAGGAAGACUCAACGUUAUCAGUAGCAGCAAUGCAAAGUUGCUAGGUAGUUGAACAAUUAUAAUGAUAUUUACGGUUUGUUCAAUGUGAGAAUAUACAAUAAUAUCACGUAAAGUACAUAGAUUGACAAAACAAUGCUGAGAAACGAAGAACGUUAGAUAGUGCCUUACGCGUUCCUCUAUUUGCUCUUAGCACUUGAUGUUAUUUUGAAGCUUUUAACGAAACAAGAUUUAAUUGUUUGAACGGUUUUGUCACAUGUUAAAAGCCAAUUGUGAAUGUAAGUAUGUAUUACAUUAAUGUUGAUCUUAUGAUAGGUGGAGUAAUCUAUUCGUAUACUUGCACAUCAAAUCAUUGGCUUGUCGAACAAAUAAAAAAUCUUUUUAGUACU